ACGGCCUUGAAAUCUGGGCGCAUGUUGGCUUCUUUGGCGCAUUUUCUUUUAGCAGUAACCCUCACGAUUUUCCAACAAAACUACUACGGGAACUGCUUAGAAAUGGUUUGUUUUGAUUCGUUUUUAUGAGACAAGUAUAUUCGAUAGAACUUGAAAGAGGUUGCCCUUUCAAAAGACACAAUUUUAUUUUAUAUAUAAAAUUGCAUUAUUUUAAAAAUAUCUCAUUAAAGAUGACUGUGAUAGUUAAGUGAUAAAGGAGUGGUCAAAUAAAAUUAUGUUCUUUUAAAAAUGAUGAAUCAGAAAAAAGAACGACCGAAACUUUCGGUAACUGCUUUACUAUAUGGGUCCGGUUUGCCUUGGUUACAUUCCCCUAUAACUCCGACACUUCCAGCUGAUAAUGGACAACCUAUAUCAAAUAAUGGUGGAGGUAGACCUGUCACUUAUACACCACCUCCCAAAUAUCCACCGAAUCAUCCCUUAAGUGGAUGUAAACAUCUCUGUUCUAUAUGUGGAGAUCGAGCAUCUGGGAAGCAUUAUGGAGUUUACAGCUGUGAAGGGUGUAAAGGUUUCUUCAAAAGGACUGUAAGAAAAGAUCUUUCUUAUGCCUGUAGAGAAGAAAGAAACUGCCUUAUUGAUAAAAGACAAAGAAAUCGAUGUCAGUAUUGUCGGUAUCAAAAAUGCCUUUCAAUGGGAAUGAAAAGAGAAGCUGUUCAAGAAGAAAGACAUCGAACAAAAGAACGACCCGAUAAUGAAGUAGAAAGUACGAGUAGUUCUCAAAAUGGUAUGUCAAUUGAUCGCAUUUUAGAAGCGGAACUCAGAGUAGAACCCAAAUCUGAAGCUCUGGAUACAGCAUGGUAUGUAAAGCAAGAAGAUCCUCCAAAAGAUUCUGUGAUAAAUAUUUGUCAAGCAGCUGAUCGGCAAUUAUAUCAACUUGUUGAAUGGGCCAAACACAUCCCUCACUUUACUCAACUUCCACUUGAAGAUCAAAUGAAGUUGCUGAAAGCAGGUUGGAAUGAGCUCUUAAUCGCUGCAUUUUCCCAUCGAUCUAUUGGUGUUGAAAAUGGUAUAGUGCUAGCAACUGGACUUGUCGUUCAUCGAAAUAGUGCACAUAGUGCUGGUGUUGGAGCUAUAUUUGAACGAGUCCUUGCCGAACUAGUUGCAAAAAUGAGAGAAAUGAAAAUGGAUAAAUCUGAACUUGGUUGCCUUCGAGCAAUUGUUCUUUUUAAUCCAGAAGUCAAGGGUCUCAAAAGUAAUUCGCAGAUUGAAAAUUUGCGAGAAAAGAUUUAUUCCUCUUUGGAGGAUUAUUGUAAACAAAAUUACCCUGACCAGCCUGGGCGUUUUGCAAAACUUUUGCUUCGUUUACCUGCUUUACGGAGUAUUGGACUAAAAUGCUUGGAACAUCUUUUCUUUUUUAAACUCAUAGGUGAUACACCUAUUGAUAACUUUCUUAUGUCUAUGUUGGAAGCACCCAUUGAUCCAUAACAGCCUCACUUGAUCUUCUAAAAAAAUGAGAGAAUGUAGAGUUUAGUAAUUUAUCAAAAUUUCAUGUGAUAUAAAAACAAAAUUUUAUUAAAAAAAUUCUCACUAGUUUUCUAAUAAAAGUUUAUCAUCUGUAUGUAUCAUCUCUUUAUGUUAUUUGCUUUAUAUAUUAAAAUGGGUAAUCUGUUAUAUUUAUUUAUUUAUAUCGAGGGCAUUUAUUGUGUAAUUCUUGCAUUAAACACAUAAAUUAAUUAAAAAAACGGAGUAAAGAUUUUUUUUAAAUGUUAGAUUUUUAUCGGGUCCAACAUCGAUUUCAAAAUUGUACAAUUUAACUACAGAGCACUUUAGGUAAAGCGAUCACAUCACUAAUUAUAAUUAACAUUAUAACGAACUAUAUUUUAUUAAUAUUGUAAUGAUCCCAAUUACGCAGGAAUUACGAUCUAUUAUUUUUCAAUUCAAACAACCUGAGUUUGAAAAUAAGAAAGAAACGCAAUUAAAAUUAGAAUAUUUUUCUAAUAUGUACUUAAAAAUUACAUUCUUAUUUUUAUUCAUACCUUAAAAUUAUCAUGUUUCCGAUUAAAAACAGCUUUCACUGAUGAUUGACCUCCACAUUUUUAUUUUUAAAAGAGUCAAAAAUGUGCCUUGAUAUUGUUUCACAAUAUUUUCUUCGAAAUAUUAUACUAGAAAUUCUAUCAUCUGUAUGUAUCAUCUCUUUAUAUUAUUUGCUUUAUAUAUUAAAAUGGUUGAUCUAUA
Molecule: messenger RNA, 2232 nt
Organism: Parasteatoda tepidariorum (common house spider)
Lineage: Eukaryota; Metazoa; Arthropoda; Arachnida; Araneae; Theridiidae
Product: retinoid X receptor ultraspiracle
Biological process (GO): regulation of DNA-templated transcription
Cellular component (GO): nucleus
Molecular function (GO): sequence-specific DNA binding; nuclear steroid receptor activity; zinc ion binding
Source: RefSeq, a predicted model, not a curated record